ACUGAUUGUGGAGAUACUUUGGGAAAAAAAAAAAUUGCAUUCCCAGGAGAGCUCCUGUUUCGGCGGGAUACAGAUUCUUAUUGUCCACGAGAGAAGGGGAAAAAAACAAAAGAAGGUCUUUGCACCUAAAACCCUCCAAAGGCACGUCGGGUUCCGCUCCCAGUCCCAUACAGAGCAGAGACGUCGCAGAAAUGGGAAAGAAGAGAAGAACCGAUUCAGAGGCAGAAACAGAAGCGAAAGAGCAACAAAACGAUUGCGAGCUUACUAAUGGUGAUGCUCACAAGAUGAAGAAGCUCCGGAAGAAGGAAAAGAAAAGAAACAUUGAGAAGGAGGAUCACGAAGCCAAGGAAAUGCCUACUGUCAGCAUUGCCGUGCCUGGUUCCAUCAUUGACAAUACACAAUCUUACGAGCUUGCUACUCGAUUGGCUGGUCAAAUAGCUCGUGCCGCCACUAUUUUCCGAAUCAACGAGGUUGUCGUAUUUGACAAUAAAAGUAACAUCGAUAAAGACCACAAUAUUGCGAAGCCGGAUGACACAGACGAAGAAAGUGGUGCUGCUUUCCUCAUAAGAAUCUUACAGUAUCUUGAAACGCCACAAUAUUUGAGAAAGGCUCUCUUCCCAAAACAUAACAGCCUGAGAUUUGUGGGCUUGUUGCCACCCCUUGAUGCUCCGCACCAUUUACGUAAACAUGAAUGGGGUCCAUAUCGAGAAGGUGUCACCCUAAAAGAAAAAGAUUCAAACUCUGGUGGAACACUAGUUGAUGUGGGUUUAAGUAAGCAUGUUUUAGUCGACCAAGAACUUGAGCCACAAAGAAGAGUUACUGUGGCAAUGGGUGCCAACCGCAAUUUGGAUGCAGAUUUACCACAUCAGAUUGUCUCAUGGUCCAAGCCUAGGGAAGAAGGAUUAUACUGGGGAUAUCAAGUGCGUUAUGCACAUAAUCUGAGUUCAGUGUUUAAGGAUUGCAAAUACAAGGGUGGCUAUGAUCAUAUAAUCGGUACCUCUGAGCAUGGUCAGAUUAUCAAGUCAUCUGAUCUUAAAAUUCCUUCCUUCAGACACUUGCUGAUUGCCUUCGGUGGACUUGCUGGGUUAGAAGAAUGCAUUGAAGAAGAUGAUGCAUUGAAGGGGGAAAAUGCCAACGAUGUAUUUGAUACAUACUUAAACACAUGUCCUCAUCAGGGGAGCCGAACGAUCCGGACUGAGGAGGCUAUUUUUAUCUCUCCAGUAUUUCCAAGAACCAAUCAGCAGCGCAUUGCAGGGUUGAACGUUGAGUUAGUCAAGAAUACAAGUGGUCAUGAAACAUUCACUGCAAUGGCAUUAUUUCCCGUUCAUGGAUCCCCUCAGAUUUAGUUCAGGCGACAAUUCUCCAAGCAUUCAAUGCAAAAGCCAAAUUUGAAUCUCUUCCCAUACUUAACAUUUUAAAGAGAGCACCAUGUUGUUCACUUGAACUACUGUUCUUUUCAGGACCUUUAUGAAGUUGUUAACACACCUUGUUUACUUAAUUAUCAACUUUCACGCUGGCCCAACUGUAUAUAUGGCUUUUAUAAUUGCUUAUGGGUUAUGUUGGAUUUUGUGCUGGUUCAUCAAUAAAGAAGAUGCAGAAAGUAGUUACGCGUGCCAGUUGUAACUAAUAUCUUGCAUAAAAGUGUUAACUUUUGUCUUUCC
Prosopis cineraria is the source of this 1661-nucleotide messenger RNA. RefSeq lists its product as uncharacterized. The record is from RefSeq and is a predicted model, not a curated record. Lineage: Eukaryota; Viridiplantae; Streptophyta; Magnoliopsida; Fabales; Fabaceae.